UAGACUAAUCGUAAUUGAGCUGCACACUCCCCCUCUCCUCCUCCUCCUCCUCCUCCUCCUAUUUCAUUUUCUAGAGCUUCUCCCUCAACCCACGAUCUCUAAUAAUGCAGUAGAGAGAGAAACAAGAGAGAGAACGAGAGAAAAAUAUCAUUUUGGGCAAUCGAUCAUCAUCAUCAUCUUCUUCUUCUUCUGCGGGCUGGGUUGGAUUUUGAUAUUUUUGUUUCCAUUUUGAGGAUCGAUUGGAAUUGGGUUUUGUUUUCUGGACUUUUCUUUUGAUGGGUUCAGAGAAGGAAGGAGAAUCGAAGACCAAGAAAGAUCCAGGGGAAACAGGGGAAGUAACUGGGAACUUGUACAGAGUCGGCCUUGUUUCACAUCUGGAACGUCCUCUGCUUCUUCCUACAACUCUAUUCCUUUCUGCUACUUUGAACCACUCUUUCAGUUCCUAACAAUCCCUCGCUACGCUUCUAACAAAUCACGCCUCCAAGCUUUUAGGGUUCACUUGAAUACAAGGAUCUCAUCAUAUUUUGGGAGCUGUUUUUUUUAAUCUCUUCCGUCAUGAAGAGACAUGGCAGCUCAGAUUCGUUGGGCGCUCUGAUGUCUGUGUGUCCUACUUCAGGAAUCUUUACGAAACACGCUCUUGCUUGCAGAUGAACAGAGUCCGAGGAACAGCCAUGUUUAUGGCAGGGAAUUUCAGUCGAUGUUGGACGGGUUGGACGAAGAAGGCUCCAUGGAAGAACAGUGUCAUGUGGGAGAGAAGAAAAGGAGACUCAGUGUUGAUCAAGUUAAGGCCUUGGAGAAAACAUUCGAGAUUGAAAACAAGCUGGAACCAGAUAGGAAAGUGAAGCUUGCUCUAGAACUUGGCCUGCAGCCAAGGCAAGUUGCUGUAUGGUUCCAAAACCGUAGAGCCCGAUGGAAAACUAAGCAACUGGAGAGAGAUUAUGGGCUUCUGAAAGCCAAUUACGAAACUCUCAAGCGUAGUUUCGAUACCCUUCAGAAGGACAAUGAUGGUCUGCUCAAAGAGAUUAAAGAAUUGAAAUUGAAGCUCGAGGAAGAGAAGACAGAGAGGCAUUUAUCAGUGAAGGAAGAGAUUUUCGUGCCAGAAUCGGGCAAUUUACUUAUUGAGCAGACGAACAAUCAUCUUUCGGUGGAUCAUGUUCCUCUUCCUGUUUCUUCGGAUCAUUCCGACGACUUCAACUACGAGAGCUUCAGAAUAGCAAGCGCCGAGGAUGGGGACGAACAAAGAGUUAAAGUAUCGUUGUUCCCUGAUUUUAAAGAUGGGUCAUCGGACAGCGACUCAAGCGCCAUAUUAAACGAAGACAACAGCCCAAACGCCGUCGUAUCGUCCACGGCCGCCGGGAUGCUCCAAAGCAAACAGCAAAUUCUGUCGUCUCCGACGUCGUCUUUGAACUGGUUCCCGUAUCAAAAGGCAGCAGCUUAUAAUAAUGCACAACAAUACGUGAAAAUCGAAGAGUACAAUUUCUUCAGCGGAGAAGAGAGCUGUGAUUUGUUCUCCGAUGAACAAGCGCCGUCUAUGCAUUGGUACUGCCCCGAUGAGUGGAACUAAAAGCAAUUCCAAUCAUGAGAGUGAAAUCUAGCGUGGGAAUUGGCACGGUGGGAUUGGUCGGAGAGGGAACAGGUGGCGGCUCAGAGUGUUGAUUGGAGUGAAGCUGUAAAGAUUGAUGGUGGGUGGGAUGAUUAGAAAGAACAAAUGUUGUAAUGAACAAAUAAUGAUUCCCUUGGGCU
This is a messenger RNA of Cucurbita maxima (winter squash), 1743 nucleotides long. Its product is annotated as homeobox-leucine zipper protein ATHB-6-like. Lineage: Eukaryota; Viridiplantae; Streptophyta; Magnoliopsida; Cucurbitales; Cucurbitaceae. Bases 698 to 1564 code for a protein of 288 amino acids. Gene Ontology annotation, molecular function: sequence-specific DNA binding; DNA-binding transcription factor activity, RNA polymerase II-specific. Gene Ontology annotation, cellular component: nucleus. Gene Ontology annotation, biological process: positive regulation of DNA-templated transcription. The record is from RefSeq and is a predicted model, not a curated record. The transcript is spliced from 3 exons.